Myripristis murdjan (pinecone soldierfish) is the source of this 2061-nucleotide messenger RNA. RefSeq names its product apelin receptor a (gene aplnra). Gene Ontology annotation, molecular function: C-C chemokine receptor activity; C-C chemokine binding. NCBI's taxonomy places the organism in Eukaryota, Metazoa, Chordata, Actinopteri, Holocentriformes, Holocentridae. The coding region runs from base 191 to 1276 and encodes 361 amino acids. Gene Ontology annotation, biological process: neutrophil chemotaxis; immune response; positive regulation of cytosolic calcium ion concentration. The transcript has a single exon. Gene Ontology annotation, cellular component: external side of plasma membrane; membrane. The record is from RefSeq and is a predicted model, not a curated record.
UCCAACUCUUGCAGGCAACUUUAAAGAAACUCCAGCUUCUUUUACCCUGUGAUCUCAGCUGACAGUACUGUUUGCCUUGAUUGAUCCAGCUCUGCUUCUGAAUCCUUGGAAUUUUACAGGACUCCCUUUCUUUUCUGAAAACUAAGGAUUUUUAAAUUGUUUUUAUUUUCCACUGCAAGAGAGCCUCAGCAUGGAAGCUGCCACUGUGGAAUAUGGAGAUAACUAUGAGUACUAUGAUGACAAUGAGACUGAUUGUGACUUCUCAGAGUGGGAGCCUUCCUACUCACUCAUCCCUGUCCUGUACAUGCUCAUCUUCAUCCUGGGCCUGUCAGGUAAUGGGGUCGUCAUCUUCACCGUCUGGAGAUCCAAAUCCAAGCGCCGGGCUGCAGAUGUCUACAUUGGCAACCUGGCUCUGGCUGACCUCACCUUUGUUGUAACCCUACCUCUCUGGGCUGUGUACACAGCCCUGGGCUACCACUGGCCCUUUGGUGUGGCUCUGUGUAAGAUCAGCAGCUAUGUUGUGCUGGUCAACAUGUACGCCAGUGUUUUCUGCCUCACCUGCCUGAGCUUUGACCGCUACCUGGCCAUUGUGCAUUCUCUGUCCAGCAGCAGGCUGCGUUCACGAGGCACCAUGCUGGCCUCCCUGGGUGCUAUUUGGCUCCUGUCAGGCCUGCUGGCUUUGCCCACGCUGCUGUUCCGCACCACCGUGAACGACCUCAACAGCAACCGCACCACAUGCGCCAUGGACUUCAGCCUGGUGACUAUGAACCGGAGGCAUGAGUUCCUGUGGAUCGCUGGGCUCAGCCUGUCCUCCUCUGCCCUGGGCUUCCUCCUACCCUUCCUGGCCAUGACCAUCUUCUACUGCUUCAUCGGCUGCACCGUCACACGCCACUUCAACAACCUGCGCAAGGAGGACCAGAAGAAGAGGAGGCUGCUGAAGAUUAUCACCACACUGGUGGUGGUCUUUGCCAUCUGCUGGACGCCCUUUCAUGUGCUGAAGAGCAUGGACGCCCUCUCCUACCUGAACCUGGCUCCCAGCUCCUGCGGGUUCCUGCGCUUCCUCCUGCUGGCGCACCCCUACGCUACCUGCCUGGCCUACGUCAACAGCUGUCUCAACCCGUUCUUGUACGCCUUCUUUGACCUGCGCUUUCGUUCCCAAUGUCUGUGCCUGCUCAACCUGAAGAAGGCCAUGCAUGGCCAGAUGAGCUCCAUGUCGUCUACACUCAGCGCCCAGACUCAGAAGUCAGAGGUUCAGUCACUGGCCACCAAGGUGUAGAGGAGAGAGGAAAGGUUGAGCAGGGCUGCGGGACAGUCCCGGCUCUAACUACUGGAACACUUGUAAAAAUCCAGACUUUAUGUGUCCGUUGUGCAAAAGCUGGUAAGACAUGAAUGAGAUGAUGAACUUUGAAUUGUCACUGCUCACAGUCAUGAAUUUCAUUAUGUUUUCCUCUGAUGCUGCGGUGAGAGGGGUAGACGCUCUGGGCGGGACACUUGAACCCCUGGACUUGGGAAGCUAGAGCCAGCUGGCUGAGCUCCUUAGCUGCUUCAUCCCUCAGACUCUCAGAAAAAAAAUCUAUUUUUAUUUUGUUGCUCCUGCUCUGCAAAAGUUGUCAUUUUUACUGUGAGAGGAACCAGACUUAUGGUUUUAACAAUCCACACUGAUAUUAAGAUUUGUGAGUGGCUACAAGUUGACUCUAUAUAACAUGGAAAUCUGUUUACACUGGGUGAUACAUAAAGCUGUACAGUAUUUUCAUACCGUAGCAUUUUACAGAUCUGUUACUGUUUUGUUUUAGAAGCACUUGAUAAAUUAACAGAGUCAAAAAAAAAACUGUUAUGUGUGCAGGGAAGUGAAACGGAGCACGGUCCUCUUAAGCUUGUUGUUUGUGAAGGUAGGAAGGAGUCCGGGGUGCAGGGGGGGGUGUAAGAGGAGAAAAGGUGUUGCAGCUUAAUUAUAUAGUUUGCGGAGGAGACAGGGGCAGACAGGCAGAUGGCAGUCGACAAAUGUUGUCAGGGAACAGGAAUGGGGCUGGGGUGGGGGAGGACGGGGGUGAGGGGUGUUGG